Messenger RNA from Emericellopsis atlantica, 1599 nucleotides. RefSeq names its product P-loop containing nucleoside triphosphate hydrolase protein. The coding region runs from base 1 to 1599 and encodes 532 amino acids. The record is from RefSeq and is a predicted model, not a curated record. Gene Ontology annotation, cellular component: nucleus. Gene Ontology annotation, molecular function: RNA helicase activity; RNA binding; ATP binding. The transcript has 5 exons. NCBI's taxonomy places the organism in Eukaryota, Fungi, Ascomycota, Sordariomycetes, Hypocreales, Bionectriaceae.
AUGGACGGCUCAGCUCAUGUAUCUGCGGCUGAAGCAUGUGUAUACAAGUGGUGCGAAGAGUACGGUGACGUCGGUCCCCGCGACCAAAGCCUGGAACAUGAUCUCUUCGGACCUGAGGAAAACCGUGGUCUUGAUGGCAUUGACUAUACGAAGGUUUCGGAGGUUGCUGUGAUCCAAGAGGGUCCUACCCAAAUCAAGCCAGUCGCCAAGUUUGCCGAUGCUGGUUUGCAUCCCGCGAUGCUUGAAAACAUCGCGAUGGCGGGUUACAAGGAUCCGACACCCAUCCAGCAGUACGCGAUCCCUGCCAUUGUCUUGAACAACGACGUGAUUGGCAUUGCACAGACCGGUUCGGGCAAGACCGCAGCCUACAUGAUUCCCAUCUUGAGCAAACUCAUGGGCAAGGCAAAGAAAUGGGCAGGUGUCCGGCCAGAUCCGGGUUCACAAAUGGCCGUCACUGCUGAACCUCUGGUUCUCAUCAUUGUGCCAACACGAGAGCUUGCCAUCCAGAUCUUCAACGAAGCCCGCAAGUUCUGUUACCGUUCCAUGCUCCGCCCAGCGGUCGUCUACGGCGGUGGUCACAUGAACGCCCAGCGGGAGCUUCUCAGCCGCGGCUGUGAUGUCCUCAUCGGUACCCCUGGACGUCUCAAGGACUUCGUGGUACGUGCUGAUCGCACUCUGAGCCUCCACCGCCUCAAGUACGUGGUGAUUGAUGAAGCUGAUGAGAUGCUUCAUGACGACUGGCACGAUGAGCUCAGCCCGAUUUUGAACGCACAGCAACAGCUUGGUGCCAUGCGCUACGUUAUGUUCUCUGCGACGUUCCCCAAGGCGGCCCGAGACCUGGCCAAAGAAUACCUGGCCGAAGACCACGUCAGGUUCCGAGUUGGUCGCGCGGGCAGCACGACGGCCAACAUCCGCCAGCGCAUCAUUGAGGUUCCCAAGGAAGAGAAGCACGACAACUUGGUGGCGCUUCUCGACGCCAUCACUGGCGUGCGAACGAUCAUCUUCUGCAACUCGCAUUUCUCUGUCGACCACGUCGAGGACUACCUCUUCCACAGGGGGUAUCCCGUGGUUUCUAUCACGAGCCAGCGGUCGCAGCUCGACCGUGAGUUUGCGAUGCGUCGCUUCCGCUCCGGAAACGCUCCAAUUCUCGUAGCCACAGGUGUGGCUGCUCGUGGCAUCGAUGUCCACAACGAGUUGCCUAGCAUGGACUAUGGCGGCAUUGAAGAGUACACGCAUCGGAUUGGUCGCACAGGUCGCAUUGGCCGCAACGGAUUGGCGACAUCUUUCUUCGGUGAUAGGGAUGAGCCCAUGGCUGACGUGCUGGCUCGCACGCUUCUUGAAGCUGGCCAGGAGAUUCCCGAUUUCCUCCAAGACUACCUUCCCGCCGGCAUGACGAAGGAAACUGUCAAGUUUGAGACCGAAUCUGACUUUGACGAGACCGAAGCGCAGGCCGGCGAUGAAGCAGAUGGUGGUGCUGGAGGUGCUGGAGGUGGCGCGUGGGGAGGCGAUACCAACAUCAACGAUGCAGGAGGUGAUGUCUGGGGUACAACUUCCUCUGCCCCUGUCGAGCAGCAGCCUCAGGCUACGGCGGCUUGGUGA